Molecule: messenger RNA, 1407 nt
Organism: Pelmatolapia mariae (spotted tilapia)
Lineage: Eukaryota; Metazoa; Chordata; Actinopteri; Cichliformes; Cichlidae
Gene: rtn4rl2b
Product: reticulon 4 receptor-like 2b
Exons: 4
Coding region: 52-1407 (451 amino acids)
Cellular component (GO): extracellular matrix
Molecular function (GO): protein binding
Source: RefSeq, a predicted model, not a curated record
GCAGGCACUUCCACGCCGUGCAGGCUAACUCGCUUUCGGCUUUGGUUCGAGAUGGAAACUCGUCGCACCGUGAGGGGCUCCAGCGCCCGCAACUACAAGGGUGGACUAACCCUAUGGCUGAUUCUGUGGCUGGUGGUGGUGAAGCCGGGUGGGGUCACAGCAUGCCCCAAGCUGUGUGUGUGUUACCCUACGCCCAUGACGGUCAGCUGCCAGUCCCAGAACCUCACCAUAGUGCCGGCCGGUGUGCCCUACAACUCACAACGUGUUUUCCUCCAGAACAACCGCAUCACAGAGCUUCGCGCAGACUCUUUUGGCUUUGAGACACAAGUGCUUUGGCUAUAUGGCAACAACAUCACAUGGAUUGAGGCCGGAGCCUUCAGUAACCUCAGGGUACUGGAAGAGCUGGAUCUGGGUGACAACCCUUCACUGCGCCACUUGGAAGGUGGAGCCUUCAGGGGCUUGGAGAAGCUGCAGAGCCUGCAUAUGCAUCGUUGCAAGCUGGCCACUCUCCCCCAUGAUCUCUUCCACAAGCUGUACAGCCUGCAAUUUCUCUAUCUGCAGGAAAAUCAACUCCAUUUUCUGCAUGAUGACCUUUUCUCUGAUCUGGUCAACCUCACCCAUCUGUUCCUGCAUGGGAACCGUAUCCGUACCCUCACUGAAAAUGUGUUCAGGGGUCUGGUCAACCUGGACCGUCUCCUUCUGCAUGACAAUCGCAUCAGGCAGGUCAACCGCAAGGCCUUUCGUGACCUUGGCCGUCUUACCAUCCUUUACCUGUUCAACAACUCCCUGGCUGAGCUACCAGGACAGACCAUGAAAGAUGUCCAAGACAUCCAGUUCCUCCGCCUCAAUGGUAACCCCUGGUCCUGUGGCUGUGAGGCACGUCCCCUUUGGGAGUGGUUCCGCAAGGCCCGCAUCUCCUCAUCUGACCUUGUGUGCACUUCCCCAUCUACACGUCGUGGUCAGGACCUCCGAUUCCUCCGGGAAAUGGAUUUCGCUCUCUGCCCUCUUCCUGACCCCGGCUCUCUGGCUGGAUCCACCACAACCACCUUCAGUACCAAGACCCGCUGGUGGUUCUCCAAGAACAAACCCGAAUCCAAAUCAAAGUCCUUAUACCAGAAGAGCUCAGAAACAGUGAAGUCAUUCCCUUUCCCUGCGGUCAAGCCUCAGUUCCCCUCCAAGUAUGAACUGUCAGCUGAUGAGGCUGCCCUCCCCAAACUGGACCAAGAAGAAUACUGGACCAACUAUGGCAAUGAAGAUUCCUCUGUCCGCUGUGUUGAGCUGGACUGUGCUCCAAGCUAUGACGACCAAGCCUUCCCCUCAUUCUCCUCCCUAGCCAUCACUCCACGCCCACUCCACCUCCUCACCCUCACCAUACUCGUAUUCUCCCUCCAUUUCCUUUUCAGCUGA